Penicillium antarcticum is the source of this 918-nucleotide messenger RNA. RefSeq lists its product as uncharacterized. Bases 1 to 918 code for a protein of 305 amino acids. The transcript has a single exon. Lineage: Eukaryota; Fungi; Ascomycota; Eurotiomycetes; Eurotiales; Aspergillaceae. The record is from RefSeq and is a predicted model, not a curated record.
AUGUCACUGUCAGUGGACUUUGGCCUAGCUACCCCACCGAGACCACAAACCCGCCAAAACCGAACCCCUACAGAACAGGAAAUGUUCGAUCUUGAACUCCAAAGGAUCGAUCAUGACCGUUUCAAUCUUCCAUAUGCUACCCAUCUCAUUGGCUCCUCGGUCGCUGGAAUUCGAAAAGUCAUUACGCAGAAGUAUGAAGAUACUAAGCACGGCACCCAGUAUUUGAAGUUCAGUAAUGUUCCGCCAAGUAUUGCUUCAAAUUACAUAUCCAAAGGCUGCCGCCAGUCGUACGACGCCUCGUCGCGAAUUUUAAUCAUUACGAUCCCCGGGCGAAUUCAUGAUUCGGCAGCUCCACACUUUGCCUUUGCGCUCCAAACGGCCAUAGUUGAGGCAAAUUUGGAGGAUGAGACCCAAGCAACAGGCUCGGGUCGCGUGAAAGGGAAUAUGUGCUAUAAAGAACCAGAUGGCUCAUGGAUCCCGUCAACUCCUCCUCCAACCGACGAUACAUGGCCUUCUGUUGUAGCGGAAGUUGCAUACUCUGAAUCAUCGCGAAGACUCCAUCUUGACGCUAGCUGGUGGCUUGCCAACUCCCAGGGGGAGGUGAAAGUCGUGAUUCUGAUUUUUGUUGACCAAGAACGAGCGAAUAUCACUUUCGAGAGCAUCAUCAAUUCGCAACCGAUCAUAACUCUGCGCAAUGGCCGGCCUCGAUUUCAGCCAGUUACACGCCAAAAAAUUGAGGUUUCACGUCCUCCCGGCGGCUCAACAAUGCCAGUCAGUUGUGUGCCGGCCGAACCUCUGCAUGUAUCUUGCGAAGAACUACUCCGCCGUGCGCCCGUUCCGCCAGAAACUGACGCCGAUAUCCCGGUACAAUCACUGAUCAAAGUCGCAACAAAGAUAUGGAACAUCCAGCAUGUGUAG